AUGGACUUGACGAGCGGUGAUGCCGGCGACGAUGCUAAUUUAAAGCGGCAGCGAGUCAGUCGAGCGUGUGAUCUGUGUCGACGAAAGAAAAUCAAGUGCGAUGGUCUUGUACCUGUGUGCAGUAAUUGUCAAGCAUUCAACCUUGAAUGUACCUACAGGGACACGACCAAAAAGCGUGGACCACCCAAAGGAUACAUUGAAGCCAUUGAGAAUCGAUUACAUAAAUUGGAGCAGGUGCUUGCCGAUAUCGCAGGAGACAACAAUGAUCCACGAUCCCAAGCAUUACUUGCUGAGCUGCAUACACCACUCGAAACACCUCAUGGGGAGCAGAUCACAACUCGUCCUGUACGCCGAGGCCGCGGACGUAACAAGAAUCGCACUUUUAUGUGGCAACAACAACAACAAUCAGCUACUCCACCACCACAUCCUCGUUCACCUUCACUUAUGGGAAGUCCCACCAAUGGCAAUGCACCUGAUACAACAACCGUGGGUGAACCAAGUAGUCCUGGAUCAGUGAUCAGCGAUAGCAAUGGUCAACUUUCGAUGGAUGAAACGGGUCAAGUGCGUUAUUUGGGGAAGUCUUCAGGAUUCUAUUUGCUGCAAAACAGUCGAACGUAUCAAAACGGUGCAUUUCAUUUGGCAGGGUGGGGUCAUCGAUACAAGCAUCCAUCUUCUUCAACAACACCACUUGAUCCGCUUGAAUUACCACCAAAGGAUUUAUCAACGCACUUGAUCCAUCUCUAUUUUAAGCACUUUUAUCCGAUUCUUCCCAUUUUCUACAAACGUCGUCUUGCUUCAUCCAUGGAUCCACCUGCAGAUGCCAUUUCUCCAUUAUUACUCAAUGCUAUUUACGCCGUGGCAUCCCGUGUAUCACCAGACCUACGUGUACGAUCAGAUCCUGGAUCAGCUGAUACGGCAGGAGACAUUUACUUUGAGCGAGCCAAAUGUCUAUUGGAUAAUUAUUAUGAUGUACCACGGAUAUCUACAGUGCAAGCAUUACUCCUUAUGGCACUCCAUCAGCAUGGUUCAAUGAGAGCACCAAGGGCAUGGCUCUAUAGUGGAUUGGCGUUUCGGAUGGCCCAAGAUCUUGGACUCAACCGCAACUGUGAUCAUUGGGAUAUCAAACCGGAUGAGCGUGAACGUCGUAAACGGGUGUUUUGGUGCUGUUUUAUUGUGGAUCGGCUACUCAGUGCCAACUUUGGACGUGCAUCAGUAUUCGAGGAACGUGAUUGUGAUGUGCCUUUUCCAUCCGUGGAUGACGAUGAGCCAUUGACAGACGAGUCGGCAUCAACAGUGGGGCGUGCUCCUGUGAGAUUAUUGGAUGCAUUUAUACAACUUAUCAAGAUAUGUGAUAUAUUGGGACAUGUACUCAAGAGCAUCUACUAUGCAAAGUCACGACAUCAUGCCCCAGGAACCCAUCAUGAUCAUGUACUAUCAGCUCUCAACCAACAACUCACCAAUUGGUACAACAAUAUGCCUUCAUCCUUGCAAUAUGAUUUGGUGGGAGCAGGUCACGGAGUUAUGUCCGAUCCACCAACGCCGAUUUCCCAAAUGCACUUGAUCUACUAUACAACGGUGAUUUUACUUCAUCGGCCUUUUAUUCCGGUUGAAGCAUCCUCCGGAUCAUACAACAUUUGUGCAUCAGCAGCCAACUCCAUCCUGGAUAUUGUGGAUAUUAUGCUCAAUGAGAAUCACUUGAAAUAUGUAUCCAACUUUACUGUGUAUUAUAUUUUUACUGCCGGCAUCAUCUUUUUGAAAUCAGCUGCUUCUUCCGAAGAUGGUCACAAGUCAUUGGAUGCCAAAGUCAAGAUCAACAAGAUCAUGAGAGCCCUCGAUGAAAUUGAACUUACUUGGACGACUGCUGCACGAAGUGGGAACAUUCUUGGUGAAUUGGCUGGUCUCAGAGAUAUCAACUUGGAAUAUGAAGAUGAUCACAAGAAGCGAGAUGAUACACCUCCUUUAUCGAUUGCAUAUUCAACAUCUUCACCUCAACAACAACAGCAACAAGCUCCCCCUGAAGCAGCAACAACAUCCACAGCACCAGGGCCAGGAUGGAAUACAUCACCUGCAGAUCGAUUACUUCCACGAUAUCCAUGGCUUGGAGGGUACAAUAGCACAUCAUCAUCCAAUUCAUCACCAACGACAAUGGUACCUACCGUAGAUCCAUUUGCUGCACCAGGAACCAUGUCACAGUCUGCAGCUCAACCUCAAUUUGAUCCAAUGGGUGCAGCCUUUUGGGGUGUACCUAUAUCACUCGAUAUGAAUGAAUGGAAUAGCUAUUUGGGAGCACAAGGCACCGUUAGUACACAGCAACCCGUAUCAUCGCAACCACUCAUCCCUUCGCACGAAUUCCAAUCGCCAAGGUUUAUGGUUCAACCUACUACUACUAGUACUACCAGCAGCAAUAACAUCCAUCAACAACCACCUCCUCCACCUCCACCAUUACAACAACAACAACAACAAGAUACGUUUGGUCCCACGAAUCAUGGUAUGCCCAAGCAGCAUCUGAUACACAAUGAUGAAGGUGUCAAUGAAUUGGCCAAUCUAUCAGCUCCUUCAGGCGGUGGUGGUGGUGGUGGUGGUGGAAGCAAUAACACUACUACCAAUGGCAACAAUAACAACACUUCAGAAAGUAAUGCAAUCUUGGGUUUCUUGGGUGGUCAACCGGAUACUACUUACUCGGCAUCGACUGCAACAAGCCUGGCAGGCACAGGCCCAGGGACGCGCACUUAUUGGUAG
Molecule: messenger RNA, 2739 nt
Organism: Lichtheimia ornata
Lineage: Eukaryota; Fungi; Mucoromycota; Mucoromycetes; Mucorales; Lichtheimiaceae
Exons: 4
Coding region: 1-2739 (912 amino acids)
Biological process (GO): regulation of DNA-templated transcription; DNA-templated transcription
Cellular component (GO): nucleus
Molecular function (GO): DNA binding; DNA-binding transcription factor activity, RNA polymerase II-specific; zinc ion binding
Source: RefSeq, a predicted model, not a curated record